AUGUUAUUGUCAGUUUCAAAUGACACUGACCAGAUUCCACAGGAUGAGAACUCGUUCCAGUGGAAUGCCUUUCACGCCUUCUUAUUGCUUCUUAUUAUCCUCGUAGUCUUUGGAAACACAAUGGUCAUAUUCGCCGUCGCCGUUGACAGAAAACUACGGUCCGUUACAACUAACAAGUUCAUCGCAUCAUUAGCAGUAUCUGAUCUUGUCGGACUGAUUGUCAUGCCACUGUCUCUCUACUAUAAAAUGCAUAACGAUCAUUGGACAUUAGGAUACACCUGGUGUCAGUUUCACCUGGUUUCAGGAGUCUUUUCAACAACUGCGAGCAUUGUUCAUCUGGUUGCUAUCAGUUUGGAUCGUUACUUUGCAAUCAUGUUUCCAACGGAAUACCAGAGACAUUCAGUUUCCACGUCUACAGUUCCCUACGUUGUGAUGAUUUGGCUGAUGGCUCUGGCUGUUAGCUCUACACUUUUCAUGGAACAGAGGGAUUCUUUCGAUGGGAUAUGUUGGAUCAGCAAUCCUCAGUAUAUCGUCCUCUCUUCAUUCUUAUCAUUUUUCCUUCCUGGAGCCAUCGUUGUCUACUUAUACAUGAAAAUAUUCAAGAAGCUACGUAACCAUCAGCUCUACAUGUUUGGCCAACUGACGCAUCGUGGUGGAGAACGAGAACGACGACAUUCGUUGCCACGUGUCAUCAUUGAGGAAGUUCGAUCACGACGAGGUUCAAGAAUGUCGCAAACCGGAUCACAGUCUGGAAGUCCCACGAGACGACAAAGUGGCGGAAGCAAGGAGCGAUCUCCGAGCCAGCCGGACAUCCAUAUUGUGGCGAAGCCUCAGCAGAGAUGGAGAUCACCAACAAUCUGUGCAGAAACGUUGGCUCAUGAUAGGUUAUUGGCAGCAAAGAAACGAGUUUCAAUUGUACCAGAUCCACCAUCGAUGGAUGUUUCUGUGAAUAUGGCAUCAAUGGAUCAGAUGAAAGAUGAACAUCAUCACAAUCUGAUGCGAGAAGAAGAGCUAUUAGGGUUUGAAUCUGGAAGAAGAAAACAGAGUGAGGAAGAAGUGAGAAAAUUAAGUGAUGAGAGAAAGAGAGUAAUCUAUGAGAGGCGACGGUCCAGCACAUCCGAGAAUCCAAAUGGUGUACCAAUCAUGCAGGCGUUUCAGAAGGCUUAUCAGGAAGUCAGAGCAGGAAGACGACGGUCGACUAUUCAUGAUAUUACAGCCUACCACUUCCCAUCUCUCACCACAGUCAAUGAGCCAACAACACCGCCGACUGGAGAAGAAUCAGAAGAAAGAGAAAAGGAAUCCGAUGCUCCGACGAUUAUGCAUAAGUUAUCCAGUGGUUCUAGUAUUGCUGAAACCGUGAUUGCAAUGCUUCCAAAGACAUCCACAUCUCUAUCGAAAACUGAUUCUCAUGAAGAUUCAGUUUCCACGGAAGCCAGUCAGAAACCUCUACUUGGUCCUCCAACCCAUCACUACACCAAAAAAUCUCAACAACACAAAGAACCAAGAUACUCACCAUCCAUUCCUGCCCCAACAUUCCUGAUGGUUCCUGCAAUGAUGUCCGUGAAUACUCCUCCAGCCACACCAAAUACCAAAGAAGCUCCAACAAACUGCACGUCUCUUCUGCAAGUUCCACGACUUUUUGAUUGUCCAUCGCCAUGCAGUGUUCCCAGUAACAGCAGUCAUUCAUCCUACACGUCUGCAAGUGGAUCUAGUGACACUUACCGAAGAAUAUCAAUGAACAGCUACGGAAGUAGCCUCACUGAUGGAACAGAGUCUACUUUUGAGUGUGAUUCUAGAAGAUCAUCGGCUUGGUCAACUAUUCGAGCUGCUGUUUUUGAUCGGCAGCAAGUUAGGGGCGGAAAAGCGAGUGUGGAUAUUACUGUGGAUCGGACUGGGUCUCCACAGAAAAAGAUGUCCACUAUUAGCCGAGGAAAAUUGAGAAGAAUCGCUACUCAAGUGACAAGAGCAAUAAGAAGAAAGAGAAGAGAAUCGAUGGCAAUCAGAAGAGAGUCGAGGGCUACUAGAGUUGUAGCAGCAAUUCUUAUUGCAUUUCUCAUCUGCUGGAUUCCAUACUUCUGUAUUUCUAUCUUCCGUGGAGUUCUGAUGGGUUUCCACAUGAAUAUCAACACUCCACUUCAUCUCACAUUGUUUGUCUAUACCUCGUGGCUAGGAUACGCUCACUCAUGCUUCAAUCCAUUGAUUUACAUGUGUCUGAACAAAAACUUCCGUAACACUAUGCGAAAAAUGAUGCAGAAAACGAAAGCAGCUGAG
Caenorhabditis briggsae is the source of this 2271-nucleotide messenger RNA. RefSeq names its product Protein CBR-DOP-5 (gene Cbr-dop-5). The record is from RefSeq and is a predicted model, not a curated record. NCBI's taxonomy places the organism in Eukaryota, Metazoa, Nematoda, Chromadorea, Rhabditida, Rhabditidae. Gene Ontology annotation, molecular function: G protein-coupled receptor activity; dopamine neurotransmitter receptor activity, coupled via Gi/Go. Gene Ontology annotation, biological process: adenylate cyclase-activating adrenergic receptor signaling pathway. Gene Ontology annotation, cellular component: membrane.